Messenger RNA from Pipistrellus nathusii (Nathusius's pipistrelle), 3357 nucleotides. The record is from the annotation of a GenBank genome assembly. NCBI's taxonomy places the organism in Eukaryota, Metazoa, Chordata, Mammalia, Chiroptera, Vespertilionidae.
AUGAAGAAAGCAAGCAGGAGUGUCGGCUCAGUGCCUAAGGUGUCUGGGAUAAGCAAACCGCAAACCGUGGAAAAGACCAAACCCGAGAACAGCUCUUCAGCGUCUGCAGGCGGCAAACUGGCCAAACCCGGGGCGGCGGCGGCGCUGUCAAAGACCAAGAGCAGCGAUGACCUGCUGGCUGGCAUGGCUGGAGGGGUGAGCGUGACGAACGGAGUCAAAGGGAAGAAGAGCAACUGCCCUUCGUCAGCGUCUUCGGCCUCGGCCCCCGCCAUGACCUCCGUGGAGAACAAGCCCAAAGGCAGCGCAGGCACAACUUCUUCAACCAAGCGUAGCGCAUCCGCGGGCAAUAAAGAAUCCAGUUCCGCCAGAGAAAGGCCCCGGGAGCGGCCCCGGGCGAACCCGAGCAGAAAGCUGUCGUCCGCGGGCCAGGGGGCCGGGGACGCGGCCCUGACCAAGCGCUCCCGCAGCCGCGCGGCCGCCGAGGGCGACGUCCGCAUGAGCAAGUCCAAGUCGGACAAUCAGAUCAGCGACAGGGCCGCCCUGGAGGCCAAAGUGAAGGACCUGCUCUCGCUGGCCAAGACCAAGGACGUGGAGAUCCUGCACCUGCGGAGCGAGCUCCGGGACAUGCGCGCCCAGCUGGGCCUCGGCGAGGAGCACUCCGAGGGCGAGGAGCAGGCCGAGGAGAAGGAGGCCCUGGCCGCCCCCCCGCCCACCGACGUGGAGUCCACGCUGCUGCAGCUGCAGGAGCAGAACGCGGCCAUCAGGGAGGAGCUCAACCAGCUCAAGAACGAGAACAGGAUGCUGAAGGACAGGCUGAACGCGCUGGGCUUCUCCCUGGAGCAGAGGCUGGACAACUCGGAGAAGCUGUUCGGCUACCAGUCCCUGAGCCCCGAGAUGGCCCCCGGGAGCCAGAGCGACGGCGGGGGCACGCUCACCUCCUCGGUGGAAGGCUCCGCCCCGGGCUCCGUGGAGGACCUUCUGAGCCAGGACGAAAACACCCUCAUGGACCAUCAGCACAGCAACUCCAUGGACAACCUGGACAGCGAGUCCAGCGAGGUGUACCCGCCGCUCACCUCGAGCGACGACGCCCUGGACGCGCCCUCGUCCUCCGAGUCGGAGGGCGCGCCGAGCACCGAGCGCUCCCGCAAGGGGAGCAGCGGGAACGCCAGCGAGGUGUCCGUGGCCUGCCUGACGGAGCGCAUCCACCAGAUGGAGGAGAACCAGCACAGCACGAGCGAGGAGCUGCAGGCCACGCUGCAGGAGCUGGCCGACCUGCAGCAGAUCACCCAGGAGCUCAACAGCGAGAACGAGCGGCUGGGCGAGGAGAAGGUCAUCCUCAUGGAGUCCCUGUGCCAGCAGAGCGACAAGCUGGAGCACUUCGGCCGGCAGAUCGAGUACUUCCGCUCCCUCCUGGACGAGCGCCACGUCGCCUACGUGGUCGACGAGGACGUCAAGAGCGGCCGCUACCUGGAGCUGGAGCAGCGCUACGUGGACCUGGCGGAGAACGGCCGCUUCGAGCGGGAGCAGCUGCUGGGCGUCCAGCAGCACCUGAGCAACACCCUGAAGAUGGCGGAGCAGGACAACAAGGAGGCCCAGGAGAUGAUCGGGGCCCUCAAGGAGCGCAACCACCACAUGGAGCGCCUCGUGGAGUCGGAGCAGAAGGGGAAGGCGGCCCUGGCGGCCGCGCUGGAGGAGUACAAGGCCACCGUGGCCGGCGACCAGAUCGAGAUGAACCGCCUCAAGGCCCAGCUGGAGAACGAGAAGCAGAAGGUGGCGGAGCUGUACUCCAUCCACAACGCGGGAGACAAGACCGAUAUCCAGGAUCUCCUGGAGAGCGUGCGGCUGGACAAGGAGAAAGCAGAGGCCCUGGCCAGCAGCCUGCAGGAGGACCUGGCUCACACCCGCAACGAUGCCAAUCGGCUGCAGGACGCCAUCGCCAAGGUAGAAGACGAAUACAGAGCCUUCCAAGAAGAAGCUAAGAAGCAGAUAGAAGACCUGAACACGACAUUGGAAAAAUUAAGAUCGGAGCUCGAAGAAAAGGAGACGGAAAGGAGUGACAUGAAAGAGACCAUUUUUGAGCUCGAAGACGAAGUGGAGCAGCAUCGAGCCGUGAAGCUGCAUGACAACCUCAUCCUUUCCGACUUAGAGAACACGGUUAAGAAACUCCAGGACCAGAAACAUGACAUGGAAAGAGAAAUCAAGACCCUGCACAGGAGGCUUCGGGAGGAGUCUGCGGAAUGGCGGCAGUUCCAGGCUGACCUCCAGACGGCAGUGGUCAUUGCCAACGACAUAAAGUCGGAAGCCCAGGAGGAGAUUGGGGACCUGAAGCGCCGGCUACACGAGGCUCAGGAGAAAAACGAGAAGCUCACAAAGGAGCUGGAAGAAAUAAAGUCCCGCAAGCAGGAGGAGGAGCGAGGCCGGGUGUACAACUACAUGAACGCUGUGGAGAGAGACCUGGCGGCCCUGAGGCAGGGCAUGGGGCUGAGCAGAAGGUCCUCCACCUCCUCUGAGCCCACCCCCACGGUCAAAACCCUCAUCAAGUCCUUCGACAGCGCGUCCCAAGUACCGAGCCCCAACGCGGCCGCAAUGCCCCGCACCCCUCUGAGCCCGAGUCCAAUGAAGACACCGCCCGCAGCCGCCGUCUCCCCCAUGCAGAGACAUUCCAUAAGCGGACCGAUUUCCACGUCCAAACCCCUGGCUUCCCUGGCGGAUAAGAGACCAAACUACGGGGAACUCCCCGUGCAAGAGCACCUGCUGAGGACGCCCUCCACCAGCCGCCCGGCCGCGCUGCCCCGAGUGCCCGCCAUGGAGACGGCCAAGGCCAUCUCAGUGUCCCGGCGAAGCAGCGAAGAGAUGAAGCGGGACAUGUCUGCGCCCGAGGGCGCGUCGCCAGCCUCGCUCAUGGCCAUGGGCACCACGCCCCCGCAGCUCUCCCUGUCCUCGUCCCCCACGGCCUCCGUGACGCCCACCACCCGCAGCCGCAUCAGGGAAGAAAGGAAGGACCCGCUCUCCGCCCUGGCCCGCGAGUAUGGCGGCUCCAAGAGGAACGCCCUGCUGAAGUGGUGCCAGAAGAAAACCGAAGGCUACCAGAACAUCGACAUCACCAACUUCAGCAGCAGCUGGAACGACGGGCUGGCCUUCUGCGCGCUCCUGCACACGUACCUGCCGGCGCACAUCCCCUACCAGGAGCUCAACAGCCAGGACAAGCGAAGGAACUUCACGCUGGCCUUCCAGGCGGCGGAGAGUGUCGGCAUCAAGUCCACCCUGGACAUCAGCGAGAUGGUGCGCACCGAGCGGCCGGACUGGCAGAACGUGAUGCUGUACGUGACGGCCAUCUACAAGUACUUCGAGACCUGA